AUGAGCUACGAUCUGGUCAUCUUCAAUGGGUAUCUUGCCUCAGCCUCCGGUGUUCUCCCACCGCCGUUCUGGAUUGGGGUGAAAGGCGGCAAGGUAGCCACCAUUUCCACCGAGGUCUUACAGGGCAAACAGGUUAUCGAUGCAGAUGGCGGUAUGAUCACUCCGGGAGGCAUUGACUCGCAUACACAUAUUGACCAAGAUGGCAGCAAUGCUGGAGAUACGUUCGAGUCUGCUACCAAGUCUGCGAUCGCUGGUGGCACCACCACUGUACUCUGUUUUGCGGUGCAGCCAUCUUCCGGGGUUGGAGCACUGGAGGCAGUCGAGAGCUACCAGAAGAGGGCACGUGGAAGCUGUUGGUGCGACUACGGGUUCCAUCUUAUUGUCACCAAGGCGACAGACCUGUUCCUCAACUGCGAACUGCCGCAAUUGGUGGCAGAAAAGGGCAUCACGUCCGUAAAGGUCUACAUGACAUAUCCGGCAUUGAAGGUGGACGACGGGCAGCUCAUGAAGGUGCUUAUCAAGAACAGGCUUUUGGGCGUUACAACCAUGGUUCAUGCAGAAAACUCCGACAUUAUUGACUAUAUUAUUGAGCGUCUUGAGGAUAAGGACUGGGUGGAUCCCUUUUUCCAUGCGGUUUCUCGGCCAAUGGAGGCAGAGGACGAGGCUACAUACCGCGCCAUCACUAUUGCAGGCCUCGUCGAUUCUGCAAUACUUCUUGUGCACAUGUCUGCUCCCAAUGCCUUGGACCAUGUGAGGAGGGCUCGGGCCAGAAACAUCCCCAUCUAUGCAGAAACCUGUCCGCAGUAUCUUUUUCUCACCAGUGAGAACCUCAAGGGCCACUUCUGCUUCUGCCACGAGCACAAGACAGAGUCUUUUGCGGUCGCCCAGGACAAGUUUGAGCCAUCCAAGUAUAUUUGUUCUCCCCCACUACGCGAGAGUGCGUCCGAUCUUCAGGCUGUCUGGAAAUACAUCAGCAACGGAACUGUCACCACGUUUUCUUCCGACCACGCUCCUUCAAUUUACGACCACCCAGAAGGCAAGAAAAAGGGCCUAGUCAACGGCAAAGGCAACUUCAAGAACGUUCCGAACGGGCUCCCAGGAAUAGAGACGCGGAUCCCCCUGCUCUAUGCUCUGGGGGUGGAAACCGGGCGUAUUUCGGUAGAGAAGUUCGUCGAAAUCACGGCUACCAACCCUGCAAAGCUGUACGGGCUGUCAAACUUGAAGGGAGCCAUUGUCCCUGGUGCAGAUGCGGAUAUCGUUAUAUGGUAUCCAAAGGACAAGAUGCGUCCGUUCAGACUCACCAACUCGAUGUUGCACCAUGCUAUUGACUACACGCCUUUUGAGGGCCUAAUGUUCACCAACUGGCCCCGAUACACCAUCCUCCGCGGCCAAGUUGUGUGGGACCGCGACAGAUCGGGGCUCGACGUCUCUGCUGCACCGGGAGAGUAUCUUAAGCGCCAAACUAGCAGCUUGCCGGCUUUUGUCUCCAACAAGAUCAAAGAUUAUCUAGAAUAA
This is a messenger RNA of Ogataea polymorpha, 1515 nucleotides long. RefSeq lists its product as uncharacterized. The record is from RefSeq and is a predicted model, not a curated record. Lineage: Eukaryota; Fungi; Ascomycota; Pichiomycetes; Pichiales; Pichiaceae. Gene Ontology annotation, molecular function: hydrolase activity, acting on carbon-nitrogen (but not peptide) bonds. Bases 1 to 1515 code for a protein of 504 amino acids. Gene Ontology annotation, cellular component: cytoplasm. The transcript has a single exon.